AUGAUCCAUCUCGUUUCUUUCCUCUAUCUGAUUGUCAACGUCCCAACAAGCUGGCAGAUCAUCAGUGGAUAUCUGCUUGGCCUAUUCUCAAGCAUCCUUUCCUAUCGACUGUUCUUUCAUCGCCUCAAUGGCUUCCCUGGUCCACGGUGGGCCAGUGUGUCCAAGAUUUGGCACUUGUGGAAGACACGACGCUCUCAGAACCACUUCUUCAUGGCUAAGCUGCAUGCUCAGUAUGGGGACUUUGUGCGAACGGGUCCCAGCGAGAUCACUGUCUUCCACCCUGAUGUCUUCAUGGCUGUGGAUGGCCCCCGAAGCAAGUGUAUGAAGGGCGAAUGGUAUGAUCUGCUGCACCCAGAUAGGUCUCUUGUGAAUGCACGCACAAGUGAUAUCCAUCGGCCUCGCCGCCGGGUGUGGAUGCAAGGGUUUACGUCGAAAGCACUCGUCGGCAAAGAAGAACAGACCCUUGGCUUGAUUGAACAGAUGGAUCAAUGCAUCCAGGACGACAUGGCAGCCGGCCGAAGCUCCAAUGUUACCGAUAUGAUCUACUGGCUCAGCUUCGACCGCAUGGCGCAGUUCGUCCUGGGCAAGAAAUUCAAUAUGCUCACCAACCCUGACUGGCGGUUCGCCAUUCGCACUGUGCAAAAGGCCUUGUCAAUUUUGGGACCCUUGAGCCCGGCACCCUGGCUUGUGCAGAUUGUCCUACGGCUGCUGCCUCGCGUGUGGAUCCUCAAGGACUGGUUUCGCACGAUGGCCAUGACGAAGGGAGAGUUGCGAAAUGUCAAGGUACCCACCGAUAUGUCUAAAGCCACAUCCUUGGGUGCCUUCCUCAUGGAAAGCUCUCAGAAGGACAGCACCCAAGAUCAAUGGUUAGGCGGAGACAGCCUGUUGGCAUUUGUCGCAGGCAGCGAUCCAACGGCUGGCAUUCUGCAUGGUCUUUUCUACGAACUGGCGCGACACCCUGAGCAAGCCGACCUCAUCUACCGCGAACUCCAGCAGCUGCAGCCAGAAGAGCUAAGCGAUGUCAACGCCGUGCGACGAUGCAAGCAUCUCGAAGCCGCGAUCUUUGAGUCACUGCGCCUCUAUCCUUCCCUGCCAACGGGCGGGAAUCGCAAGACUCCCGCCAACGAGGGCAUUACUGUCGCUGGGGUCUACAUUCCCCCGGAUACCACGGUGGUCGCACCCCGAUUUUGCAUUUCACGUCCGUCCAAAUGUUGUGCCAAGAAGGCUAAUCCCACGACAGGCGAAGACUGCUAUGUGAAGCCCAACGAAUUCAUUCCCGAGCGCUGGACAACCCGGCCUGAGUUAGUGCUUAACCGAUCAGCGUUCGUUCCUUUCGGCACUGCCUUCCGGAGCUGCCUUGGGCGCGGACUCGCAAUGAACGACAUGAUGCUGAUUGGAGCACACAUGAUCCAACACUAUCGCAUGAGCUUCCCUGCAGGAGAAACAGGCGACCGUGUGUUUAAUGAUUGGAAGGACCAAUUCACUUCGUGCUUGGGCCGGUUGGAGUUGAGAUUCGAGAGACGGACUGCCUAA
Messenger RNA from Aspergillus niger, 1533 nucleotides. RefSeq lists its product as uncharacterized. Gene Ontology annotation, molecular function: heme binding; monooxygenase activity; iron ion binding. Lineage: Eukaryota; Fungi; Ascomycota; Eurotiomycetes; Eurotiales; Aspergillaceae. The transcript has 5 exons. The record is from RefSeq and is a predicted model, not a curated record. The coding region runs from base 1 to 1533 and encodes 510 amino acids.